AUGACAUCUCACAGGCUACACUGCUGCAUUGGAGCCAACUGCCUCGUACUUGAGCGGUUGACUCGCUUAAUGUUCCCAGGCCGUCUGCAUGGAUAUGAGGAGCACAUUGAUCAAGGGGGAGGAACAGGGAAGGACAGCAGGCCUACCAUCAAGGAUCUUGUGCACGAUUGGAGUAGAUGA
Messenger RNA from Aspergillus niger, 180 nucleotides. RefSeq lists its product as uncharacterized. Lineage: Eukaryota; Fungi; Ascomycota; Eurotiomycetes; Eurotiales; Aspergillaceae. Bases 1 to 180 code for a protein of 59 amino acids. The transcript is spliced from 2 exons. The record is from RefSeq and is a predicted model, not a curated record.